Molecule: messenger RNA, 852 nt
Organism: Pestalotiopsis fici W106-1
Lineage: Eukaryota; Fungi; Ascomycota; Sordariomycetes; Amphisphaeriales; Sporocadaceae
Exons: 1
Coding region: 1-852 (283 amino acids)
Biological process (GO): xylan catabolic process
Cellular component (GO): extracellular region
Molecular function (GO): alpha-glucuronidase activity
Source: RefSeq, a predicted model, not a curated record
AUGCGUGCCAAUAGAACCUCGGUGGGCAUGGAUCGCACCGACAGCACGGGCAGCGGCUACGCAGGUCAGUAUCCGGCGCCGGUGGCGGACAUGUACGAAAACCUGGACACGACGCCGGACGAGCUCCUGCUGUGGUUCCACCACGUGCCUUGGACCUAUAGACUGCAUAGUGGCAACACCGUGAUACAACACUUUUACGAUGCGCACUACGCGGGCGCCGAGACGGUGGCCGGAUUUCCCAAGCUCUGGGCCACUGUCCGGGACAAGGUUGAUCCCACUGUCUUUGAAGAUGUCAUGUUUCGUCUUCAAUACCAAGCUGGCCACUCGGUUCUGUGGAGAGAUAGCAUCAACGAGUACUUCUACAACAUGACACAGAUACCAGAUGAAAAAUCUCGGGUAGGAAACAACCCAUGGAGGCUGGAAGCAGAAAACUUUGACCUCGAGAACUACGAGAUUUUAGCCACCUCGCCAUUUGAGAUCUCGUCUGGGCUCUUUAUCGUUCAGUCCAUUUCCAAUACGACCACUGGGUCAUUGCGCAGUCAUUCACCUUACCCCGACGGUUACUACGAUCUCCAUGUGGCGUAUUUCGACUUGAACGAUGGCGUGGCUUCGUACUCGAUGAGCGUAGGCAAUGGCACGGUUGGACAAUGGGUCGGAGACCUGGAAACAAAGUUGGGGCACGCACCUACAGGACGUGUUGAUGGGAAUUCGGCGGCAAGGGUUACAUUUGAAGCUGUCUGGGUGCCUCAUGGUGCUGAAAUCGUCAUCAGCACUCAAGCAAAUGGUACCGAAGUGGCCCCUUUGGAUUAUCUCGAGUUUGUGCCAUCAGCCAGAGGCAGGAGCACACAGUGA